This is a messenger RNA of Chlorella variabilis, 546 nucleotides long. RefSeq lists its product as hypothetical. The transcript has 2 exons. Lineage: Eukaryota; Viridiplantae; Chlorophyta; Trebouxiophyceae; Chlorellales; Chlorellaceae. Bases 1 to 546 code for a protein of 181 amino acids. Gene Ontology annotation, biological process: protein refolding. Gene Ontology annotation, cellular component: cytoplasm. The record is from RefSeq and is a predicted model, not a curated record.
AUGGGGAGCUCAACCGGUUACACCGACCCCUUUGCCACGCUGGGCCUGCCGCCCACAGCCAGCAAGGCGGAAGCCAAGGCGGCCUUCCGAAAGCUGGCGCUCAAGUGCCACCCAGACGUCGACCCUUCCCCGUCUGCGGCGUCCCGGUUUUCGGAGAUCAAGCGAGCAACAGACAUGAUUCUGAAAGGGCAUUAUGCCACGCCCGCCGCUGGGCCAGGGCCCGCCAGCGCCCACAGCGCCUGGCAGGCAUACGCCCGCACCGCAGCAGACUCCCACGACUGGCGGCCUCGCAGCCGCAACACGGCCCUGUGGUUUUGCGCGGCAACGCUGGUCGCGGGCUUUGGCGUGUUUUGGGGGGCGCUGGCGAGCCACGAGUGGCUCAGUGGCUACACCUGGCUGACGCCGGCAGAGGUGGAAGACCGCAUCCGCCACCCCACGCCCCGCCGCCGCAAGCUGCUGCGCCUGAUGAUGCAGGAGCGGCAGGCGCAGGGGCAGCAUGGGCAGCAGGCCGAGCAGCAGCAGCAGCCGCGCGGGGAACCCGACUGA